Metopolophium dirhodum (rose-grain aphid) is the source of this 1645-nucleotide messenger RNA. RefSeq lists its product as uncharacterized. Gene Ontology annotation, cellular component: plasma membrane. The transcript has 8 exons. Gene Ontology annotation, biological process: sensory perception of smell; detection of chemical stimulus involved in sensory perception of smell. Gene Ontology annotation, molecular function: olfactory receptor activity; odorant binding. The record is from RefSeq and is a predicted model, not a curated record. NCBI's taxonomy places the organism in Eukaryota, Metazoa, Arthropoda, Insecta, Hemiptera, Aphididae. Bases 258 to 1541 code for a protein of 427 amino acids.
GAUGAACAUAAGUAUUCAGAAGUAUUGAGUGAAGAAACCAUCCACUGUUGAUGGGACUCCGUGACGCUGACUGUGGAGUGGUUGAUUCAAGUCACUUAUAGACGAUACUGGAAGAAGAAGUUCUUGUCUGAAAAUUCCAAUUUCAAUUACUUGUGCAUUGUGCUGAUUAUAUUAUACUACUACAUAUGUAAAAAAAACAAAAAAAUUGUUAUUCAAUAGUUACAAUUGAUUUUAAAUACAAUAUAUACGAGUGUCAAAUGCCGAAUCCGUCCGAGGACUGCGUCAUGAGCUCGUUGAUGGCCAAGUGCACCGGGUUGCACUACAUCAUCGACCCGGAGGGCCCCACGCUCGGCGGCCACAACGUCUUUCGCGCGACUGUAAUGGCCAUGAUCGCGUUCACGGUGGUCUGCCUGUCCCUGUGCCCGUUCGGGCUGUAUUACUGGGCGAACGACGUGACACAGUGCAUCAUCCAACUGAUCAUCAUCGGCAACUUCUCGUUCGGGUGCUUCAAAGCGUUCACCAUCGUCCGGCACUCGGACGACAUCCGCAGGUGUCUGGACGUGGCGCGCUUCGAUUUCGCGCCCGGCGCCAUCAUGUCGGAUCCCGAUUCGGCCCGUUUCUUCCGGACGUGUCGCGACGCGUCGUCCACGUUCACCGGUUGGUUCGCCGCCAGCAGUCAUCUCGUGCUGUUGGUGUGGACGCUGCUGCCGUUCGUCGUCGUCGGCAAGACCGUCGAAAUAAUGAACCGCGACGGGUCGUCCAGCGACUACCACUUCAACCCGUACAACAUGUAUUUCCUGGUGUCCAGCGAGACGUACAACCGAUGGCAUCUCGUCUUCCACCUGGUCGAAUGGGCGUUUGGCAUGUGUUUCGUACUGUUCAUGGUACUUUUCGACACGUUCAUGGUCACGGUGUGCGUGGCGAUAACGUGCCAGCUGAGAGGCAUCGCCGACGCGUACAGAAAACUGGGACACAACCGUUGUGCGGCCGCAUCAAACGUCUGUUUCGAUGGUGAAAUUGAAUCAAAUAGUUCAAAUAACGAAUAUUUAAAAGAUUUGAAAUUGAUCAUCAAGCAUCAUCAAGCAGUGUUGGGGAAAAUGAACGAUUUUUAUAAAAUCGUUGGCCCAGUUAUACUUCCUCAACUAAUCGUGGCUUCAUUUACAAUCAUAUUUGUUUCAUUUAUUAUCACAAGGAAUUAUUUUAACGGCAUGUUACUAACGUCAACACAAUCGCUAAAAAUGUGCAGUUUUCCGAUAUUUUUCUUUCAAAUAUAUUAUACUUGUCUCGCAUUUGGAAAUCUCAACCAUCAGAAAAACGUCAUGAACUUUGCACUCUACUCUAGUGACUGGACACAGAUGGAAAUGAAAUUUAAAAAGUUACUUUUAUUAGCAAUGCGAAUGCACGAUGCCAACAAAUUGGACAUGAAAUUAACUGCUGAAUUAAUUAUCAACUUAGAAUUAUUUACUAGAGUCAUCAAUAUGUGUUAUUCAAUUUUUUCGGUCUUAGUCAAUUCUCAGUUGAAGAUAGCAGAUAAACAAUAAAUUCGUUGUUGUCGUUCAAUAUGCAACGUUAUUAAUAUAGUAAAACAAAUGGGCAAGUGUCGAGAUUAAAAAAUAAAUUAACCUAAAUUUAAACAACAGUUAAA